This is a messenger RNA of Planococcus citri (citrus mealybug), 2528 nucleotides long. Its product is annotated as ubiquitin carboxyl-terminal hydrolase 47-like. Gene Ontology annotation, cellular component: cytosol; nucleus. Gene Ontology annotation, molecular function: cysteine-type deubiquitinase activity. Gene Ontology annotation, biological process: protein deubiquitination. The transcript has 13 exons. The coding region runs from base 168 to 2264 and encodes 698 amino acids. The record is from RefSeq and is a predicted model, not a curated record. Lineage: Eukaryota; Metazoa; Arthropoda; Insecta; Hemiptera; Pseudococcidae.
UACGUUAUUAUGUAUCAUGUCGUUGUAAUGAAAUGGUUAAAAUGUUCGUUGCGUUAUGAUGCAAUCUUUGCAAUCCACAGAACGCUAGAAAACUGUUAGUCGGUCGUGGUACCUCAAAUUUGGCUCGUUUCUACAGUGACGAAGGGUAUAAAAUCGAAACAAGUACCAUGGAUAAAUCGAAUUGCGGUCCUGCGGAAUCUGAAAAAUGUGACCGGAACGCUUGUAUGGAUUCUGCUGAUGGUAACCUCGAUUUGAGGUACAGAAAUACGAUGGCAGCGUCGUCUCAAAAUCAACAAAGUGGUCGCUUACCCGAUAAACUAGAGGAAAAUUUAGAAACCGAAAACGGAAUUAACGAAAGAAGCGAAGAAUUCAACGAAUUUCGCGAUUCUACUUCGAAGGGAAAUGUUGAUUUCAAACCGGAAUUGCCACGUACUGCCGAGGUAAUGAGAUUACAUGCUCACCUCGAUUUAGACCAAAAUUCAAUCGUUUCGGUUCCAUAUCCUCCAUCUGCAAGUCAGAUAAAAGACUCCAACGCUACUUCGGAACCGUCUGUCGUCAAUCAGCUGCUCGAUAUAGAUGACAGCUGCAGCAACGAUGCUGCAUCAACUCGGGAUCGCAGCGAGUCAUCUGCGUCGAUUAGUUCGGACGAUAAUUUUGAAACUAUCUCCAUCGAUAUGGAUUGGGAUAUAUUGAACGCUGAUGAGACUAAAACAACGUCUACGACUUGCUCGGUGGCAGAUAGCCAAAAUACAAAGAAAGAGCUCGAGCUCGCUUGUAGCGAAAUUACUCCGAGAACUAACGAUGAUUAUUCGAAAAUGACGCGUAUAGCGAAAAAGAACGAAUCUACAGUCUGCUUAGUUGAUGAUUAUACGCGAACCUCGGAUCACCCGCGAAUUGUAACGAAUGCGACCAGCGCAACAACCGGUAAACAGUUCCUGAAGAAGAUCGCCGAUCGGUAUAACUUUGAGCCGGAUUCAUUUCGACUAGUUUUUAAAGGAAUUAUUGAUACAAAUACCGAUAAAACGCUCGAAGAAGUAGGGAUUGAUUUUGGAAAAGGCAGCAGUAAUUCAUUUAUUGUCGAAGGAUUAAAAGGCCAAAAACCCAAGAUAGCGUUGAAGCGCGAACUUGUUGCGCCUGCUGGUCUGGAGGAGCCGUCGAUCGAACCUCUUUCCGGCGUCGAGUAUCAAAAUGAAGCUAUGACCUGCGCGUUAAAUUGUCUGCUCCAAGUAUUUUUCUUGACGCCGGAGCUGCGCAACGGACUGUACAAUUGUAAAUUUGUUUCGACUGACGGUAUGGAUGUGUCCAAAUUAUUCGCGUACCAGUUGCGAAAAGUAUUUGGUUUAUUACAAACGUCUUCUCGCGAUUCAGUAGAUAGCUCGGAAUUGACCCGAACUUUGACAUGGGUUUCUAAUAAAGAAAUUGGUAUUCAAGAUCUUUACAACUGUAUAUUGAACAAGUUGACCGAGGAAUUGAAAGAUAGCGAACACGCUGAUCUAAUGAACGGACUAUAUCAGGGAGAAUAUAAAAAUACCAUUAAAUGCUCGAAUUGUGAUGUGACGAAUAGUCGCGAAUACAGUUUUUUCGAUAUUUCAUUGCCAGUUCGAGCAUCCGAAAGCAGCGCGUCGUGUUACAGUAGUGUCGAAAACGCUCUCCGAGCUUUUAUCCAACCAAAAGAGCUGGAUGAUCAACAAUGCUCAAAUUGUUUGAAAACUAGCGGUGCCUCACGAACCACCGAAUUCGUAAAAUUCCCUCCCUUGUUAUGUCUGCAUCUUAUGAGAUUAGCAUCUGACGACGCUUGUGGUGACGAUAGUGAGCAGAACAAAUUAAGUAAAAGAGUUUCAGUUCCGGAAAAGCUGAAUUUGAACGAAAUCAUCGUUAUAAAUCGAAGUGAAAGCAAGCCCGACGAUAGCAGUCCGGCUGAUAAAGGCUCUGCUGAAGAAGCCGCCGCCGACGACAUGUUCGAAUUAUUUGCAAUAAUGGGGGAUGCUGUUAUCGCCGGUCAUUAUCACGUGACCAUAAGAGACGUCGAUACCAAAAAAUGGUAUUGCUUCGAUGAUCAAAGUGUCCGCGAGGUAAACAUAUCAGAUGUAUACGGCGAUGGAUCUUCCGAUUCAAAAGCCCAUGUGUUCUUUUAUCGGCGAAUCGUACAAACAACUGCGUUACAAGAUGACUUAUCUGUUCGAUUACAUGUGAUGCUUCCUAAUCAGUUCAACAAUUCUGCUGUUAUUUCUAAAGAUGAACUGGACAAGUCCUGUAAAUUGUAGACGGUCCGGAAAUUCGCUGAUCGUCAAUCUGCACUAAAACGACCAUCCAGUCCGACUACUCACCCCACAAAAAGAAUCAAGACGGUUAAUCCUUGGUUUCAAGCUCUUCUGAAAGUUGUGGAGGAAGAAUGCGCCGAAGAGAGCGUGCAAAAUAACUGAAAAUGAAAAAAUCACGCGUUUUUUUUCGGAACGUCAGCAGUUUACAGUGACAUUUAGUCAAUAUCAACGUUUUUAUAUUUGAGACACAAGCUAACUUUGUGCAAG